Messenger RNA from Dermatophagoides pteronyssinus (European house dust mite), 2589 nucleotides. RefSeq lists its product as uncharacterized. Gene Ontology annotation, cellular component: membrane. The record is from RefSeq and is a predicted model, not a curated record. Gene Ontology annotation, molecular function: neuropeptide Y receptor activity. Gene Ontology annotation, biological process: G protein-coupled receptor signaling pathway. NCBI's taxonomy places the organism in Eukaryota, Metazoa, Arthropoda, Arachnida, Sarcoptiformes, Pyroglyphidae.
CCUGCACUUCACAAAUUCUUUUUUUUUUUUUUUUGAAUCAUUUUGUUUAUUCUCUGCAUGAUGUGUCUGCUGUGUAUGUGACUAAGUGAUCAUUUAUAUUAAAAUAGAAUUUUGUUCUAGAAUUAUUCUUGAAAAUUUAACAUCAUUAAUUGUUUUUUUUAAGUUGUUCAAAAUGAAAAAAUGAAAAAACAAUGAAUUGAUAGCUGCCAAUGCGUAGAAAAUCAUUUAGCAAACACAACAACACUUAUCACACACACACACACACACACCGAAUCGUUUAUCUAGGAAAAAUUCUCGAUUUUUUUCUCCCAGAAUCAAAAUUUCAUUUCAUUCCACUUUACAUCAUUGUAUUUGAAUGGUCACUUCUUCGAUUAUAGAUCAUUGAAUUUUUUAAAUUAAAAAUUUUUUUUUUUCAACAAAAAAAAAAGAAAAUUCUUUUCAACAACAUUAAUAAUGAUGAUGACCAUUGCUCAAACGUUUAUGGAUCAUUAUCAACAACAACAACAUCAAUCAACUGAAUUCCAUUAUUAUCAACAACAACAACCAUUGAAUAAUAGCCUUUUACAUCAUAAACAUCGAAAUCAUAAUCAUCCGAAUAAUCAUCAUUAUCAUUAUCAUUAUUCAACAACAACAACAACAUCGACAUCAAUAUUGAAUGAUCUUUACAUGAAUCAUACUACAGCAAAUUUAAAUAACGCCAAUAAUAAUGAUAACGAUGGUGGUGGUGUUGGUGGUGGUGGUGGUGGUAGUAAUGUUGAUGAUAAAAUAUCAUUAUUUUUAAAUUUAAAAUCAUCAACCGAAUAUUUAAUACAAAAUAAUCAUAAUAUUAAUAAUAAUAUAACGGAAACAAUUGAAAAUUUACGUGAAUUUAUUAUGAAUCUAGAUAAUUAUUCAUCACCAUCAUAUCGUGCAACAUUAACACGUCGUAAUAUAUUAAUAAUAACAUUUUAUUUAACAAUUGUGAUUAUAUCAUUAUUUGGUAAUCUAAUUGUUUGUUAUGUUGUAUUUAAACGUAAACAUAUGCGUAUAUCAACAAAUUUAUUGAUGACAAAUUUAGCAUUAUCCGAUUUAAUUAUGACUGUUAUUAAUAUACCAUUUAAUUUGGCAAGAAUUUUAUUAAAUGAUUGGCCAUUUGGAUCAUUAUUAUGUAUACUGGUACCAUUAAUACAGGUCACUUCUGUAUAUGUUUCAACAUUAACAAUGACAAUCAUUGCUAUUGAUCGUUAUCAAGCAAUUCUGAAUCCAUUAAAUAAACGUAUAACAACAACAUUAUCAACAUCAUUAAUUAUAAUUGUAAUAUGGAUUGCUGCAGCAUUAUUUUCAAUACCGAAUAUUAUAUUCAAUCGUGUUGUCAAUAUUGGUCAUCUACAACGUUGUCGUGCUAUAUAUCCAAAACCAGAAAUAUCAUAUCGUCGUUUUGUAACAUUAUUUACAUUUUUAACACAAUAUGCAAUACCAUUAUCGAUAACAGCUAUUGCUUAUAUAAGAAUUAGUUUUUAUAUUUGGAGUAAAUUAAUCAAACCAAAUACAAGUGAUGAAAAUUUGGAUGAUAUUAAUUGUGUUACAACAUCAUCAAAUAAUGAUGUACCAAUGAUGGCAACAACAUCUAUAAAAUCAUUUAGUAAAUCAAAUGAUAAAAUCGAUAAUGUAAUUCAUUUGACAAAUCAUAAUAUGAACAAUGAUAAUGUCAAUCAUCAUUAUAAACAUCAACAACAACCAACAAAUAAACAACGAUCAAUAAUAACAAAAACAAGUUUAUCAAAAUAUCAUGCCAGUAUAAAUACAUUACGUGAACGUUCAAGAAGAAAACCGAUCAAAAUGUUAGCAUUAGUUGUUGUCGUUUUUUCAAUCUGUUGGUUACCAUUAAAUAUAUUUCAUUUAAAUUCAGAUUUUUUUUCAAAUAAUCGUAUAAGUGAUCCAAAUAUAUUUUUCAUAUGUCAUUGGUUUGCUAUGUCAUCGGUUUGUUAUAAUCCAUUUAUUUAUUUUUGGCUUAAUCAUCAUUAUCGUCAAGAAAUUAAACAUUUAGUUAGAUAUCUAAAUAUUCUUUGUAUGAAACAACAUAGACGUAGUACAUCAACAAAAACAACAACAACAGCAACAACAAUGAUGAUGAUGAGAACAUCAAAUGUUAAUAGACAAUUAGUAAAUCAUCAUUCAAUGAUUGAACCACAAAUAAUUUUAAAUAAUAAUGAUGAUGUUGAUAUUAAUGAUAAAAGUCAAAGAAUACCUUCUUCAUCAUUAUCGAAUGAUAAAAAACAACGAAAACAAUUUCGCUCAAACGUAAUUACUACUCAUCAUCAUAGUUUUCAUGGACCAUUCAAUAGUUUUCAAUUACAGCAACGAAAGAAAAAUACAUUACGGUCAAUCAAUGAAAAAUUUAAUGAUGAAAAUAAUAAUAAUAAUAAUAAUACUGUUGACAAUGAUCAGAAUUUAAUUUCGGAACAUAUGGAUAAAACUAUCAACCAUGAACGGUCUAUUGAUCAUAACAAUGAUGAUAAUAAUAAUAAUGAUGAUGAUCAAAUUAUAAAACAAAAUGUUAAUGAAUGUAAAAUAAAAAUUACAUCAAAUUUCUAUAGUAUCGAUCAAUAG